Molecule: messenger RNA, 1933 nt
Organism: Sorghum bicolor (sorghum)
Lineage: Eukaryota; Viridiplantae; Streptophyta; Magnoliopsida; Poales; Poaceae
Product: glycogen synthase kinase-3 homolog MsK-3
Exons: 12
Coding region: 340-1566 (408 amino acids)
Biological process (GO): signal transduction; protein phosphorylation
Cellular component (GO): cytoplasm
Molecular function (GO): ATP binding; protein serine/threonine kinase activity
Source: RefSeq, a predicted model, not a curated record
CAAAUCAUUUCGGCCGCUGCGUCGCGUUGGGAGCAGUAUUCUGCUGCGUCCCGACAAGCGGAAAGAAGAGGCGGGGGAGGGAGGUAGAAAGGGGGAGGAAAGGACGGGAGGGAGAGGAGCAGGGCGAGCAGCCAGAGAACACAGGGAGGGAGGUAGAGAGGCGGAGGCGGAGGAGGAGGGGGAGUAGGGAGAAGGCGAAGAGGAGGAACCAAAUCUCGGAGGUGAACAGAGAGAUUUCUUUGGCGGAGGAAGGAGGAGGUUAGAGGUAGCCCAAUAGAUCUGCUGCUGUUGGGGGAGUUGAUGCAAAGCUGAGUUGCUGCACGUUGGAUUCCUUCAGAGAUGGCUUCAGCUGGUGUAGCCCCUUCUGGGUUCAAGAACAGCAGCAGCGCCAGCAUUGGUGUGGAGAAGUUGCAAGAUCAGAUGAACGAGAUAAAGAUUAGAGAUGAUAAGGAAGUUGAAGCAACCAUAAUUAAUGGGAAAGGGACUGAAACUGGGCACAUAAUUGUCACGACUACUGGUGGCAAGAAUGGUCAACCAAAACAGACAGUGAGCUACAUGGCUGAGCGCAUUGUAGGUCAAGGUUCUUUUGGGAUUGUCUUCCAGGCUAAGUGUUUGGAGACGGGUGAGACUGUUGCGAUAAAGAAGGUUCUUCAGGAUAAGCGUUACAAGAACCGUGAGCUGCAGACCAUGCGCCUUCUUGACCACCCUAAUGUUGUUGCUUUGAAGCAUUGCUUCUUUUCAACAACUGAGAAGGAUGAGCUUUAUCUAAACUUGGUCCUUGAGUAUGUGCCAGAGACAGUUCAUCGAGUUGUGAAGCAUCACAACAAGAUGAACCAACGCAUGCCACUUAUUUAUGUGAAGCUGUAUAUGUACCAGAUAUGUAGGGCAUUGGCUUACAUUCAUGGUACUAUCGGUGUCUGCCACAGAGAUAUUAAGCCACAAAAUCUUCUGGUGAACCCACACACCCACCAGCUUAAACUAUGUGACUUUGGUAGUGCAAAAGUUCUGGUCAAGGGGGAACCAAACAUAUCGUACAUCUGCUCCCGAUACUAUAGGGCUCCCGAGCUCAUAUUUGGUGCUACUGAGUAUACCACAGCGAUUGACAUUUGGUCUGCUGGAUGUGUUCUUGCUGAGCUUAUGCUAGGGCAGCCUCUGUUUCCGGGUGAAAGUGGCGUGGACCAACUUGUUGAAAUCAUCAAGGUCCUUGGUACUCCAACAAGGGAAGAGAUUAAAUGCAUGAACCCGAAUUACACAGAGUUUAAGUUCCCACAAAUCAAAGCACACCCAUGGCACAAGGUAUUCCACAAAAGGAUGCCGCCAGAAGCUGUUGAUCUGGUCUCUCGGCUACUCCAGUACUCCCCAAAUCUGAGAUGCACUGCUGUGGAGGCACUUGUUCACCCAUUCUUUGAUGAGCUUCGAGAUCCUAAUACCCGCCUUCCAAAUGGCCGCUUUUUGCCACCCCUUUUCAAUUUCAAGGCUCACGAAUUGAAAGGAGUCCCAGCAGACAUUGUUGCGAAAUUGAUUCCAGAACAUGCAAAGAAGCAAUGCUCCUAUGUCGGAUUGUGAAAUGGCUGUGCCUUGAGACUGAACCUAUGGUUGCAAUUGUGCAUUUCCCCUGGGAUGUUGGAUGAUCUGAGGCAUGCGAGCCCGUCGUUGAAGAUGCAAGGUUAUCUACUUGUACGACAAUGUGACCUGUGUAGCUGAGUAGUCUAUGUCGCAGUGACAUGUAACGGCACCCCCUUCCUACUAACUGACGCUUACUGGAGAUUGCCAUAGCUGAUCUUGUAAUUUGUUAUAGAGCAGUAUGAAUGUAUUUAUGGUAGCUUGAAUCUAUGUAUGGAUUCACUUCGUUUUUUCAUGUUUCCUUGUCUCCGACCCAGACUGCUACCGUAUUUUGUUUCAGAAUUCCUAGCUACCUGUUGUCUAGUGCCUA